Messenger RNA from Hylaeus volcanicus, 2162 nucleotides. RefSeq names its product stabilizer of axonemal microtubules 1-like. The transcript has 10 exons. Gene Ontology annotation, cellular component: axonemal microtubule; ciliary basal body; sperm flagellum. The coding region runs from base 841 to 2067 and encodes 408 amino acids. Gene Ontology annotation, biological process: microtubule anchoring. The record is from RefSeq and is a predicted model, not a curated record. Gene Ontology annotation, molecular function: microtubule binding. Lineage: Eukaryota; Metazoa; Arthropoda; Insecta; Hymenoptera; Colletidae.
CGAAUAUAGUUUCUCAUUGUCUGACAAGGGCAUGUAAGUUUCUCGUUAAUUUUACGAGAAUGAUUACGCAUAACGAACAAUCCGGUUAUUCUGCUGGAAUUUAACAGAGGCUGGCGUCCUGGCCCAAUUCUAGUUACGAUAGUGUCACUGCUAAUUAUGGCAUACUACGCGCGCCAAAUGAAUCCAAUAGUAGCUACCUGCAACCGUAAACAGCAAUGUUUAAGACUUGAUUUUUUCGCAGAAUGCAGCGAUAUUAAUUGCAACAUUUUCUAGCUGAUAAUAGUAUGAAACAUUAACCACAUAAUUUGUAUAAAUAAAUACAUCCAUCGAAAUAGGCAAAAAAUUAAAUUCUAGUAUUCUCGAAUUGAAAUUACUAUUCCAUAGCCUUCUGUGGUACCAUAUAAAUCUUGAUGAAGUUGCUUCGUGACAAAUAUGAUGUUUUUGUUAAUUUACUUUUGAUAGCAUUUACAGAUUUUUAUGGCUAAUAAUGUUAGUUUAAAUUUCACUCUGUAAUUUUGUGAAAUUAUAUCGUUUCGCUUGCAAAGAACUGGUACCAUCAUGCAGAUUUGUACUUUUGAUCCGUGAGCUCCCGCAACCUGCGCGUACACAACCACAGUCCGUUAUCGAAGCGAAAAACAAACUUCGAGUAAGUUGAGUAAUAUUUAAAUAUUUAUAGCUUCAUUGCAAGUAGAAUAAUUCCGUGUUUUUCAGUUAGAUCACGAUGAAAGUUGCAAUUGUUGUUGUUGUUGCACACCUCAAAGUCCAUGCCUUAAAUAUGUGCAACCAAAGGUACCAAAGUCUUUUGCUCCCAUUCGUUACUACUGGAAAUCGAAUAUACCGAUGGAUAAGAACACAACAUACCAACUCUCGUAUUGGGAAUGCCCUACCUCAACCGUGGAACCUAUUCGACUACAAAAUUGGUUGACUACUGGCGAGGGUGAAAUAUCUGACAAAACAACGUAUAAGGACAGUUACUUUGGUAAUUGGUGCAUCACACCCGAGCAACCUAUCACGCCGUGUUCGAAACAAUGGCUCGGCAGAGGUCCUAUACAAGACGUUACUACUCAAAAGCAUGACUAUACGUGGAAAUCCAUGGAACCAGUUCAAGCUUUCAAAGCGCAGCAAAACUUGUACUGUCCAGCAGCGCGAUUAGCUGACGAUACCACAUAUAGAUUGAGUUACUAUCCAUCUGCUUGUCACUUGCCUGCUACAUCUUAUGCCCCUAUAAGGAAAUAUGCUAGACCAGACAUUCCAAUGGACGACUGCACGACUUACAGACUUAGUUACUGGCCGAAUGAUGGAGCUACGAAGGCUGAACAGCCGUGGUACACAAAGAGAGAAUACAUACCGCCCGUGGAGCCACUGGACGGCUGCACAACUUACAAAUUGAGCUAUUGGCCACAUUGCGAGGAGAUACGUCAACCCAUUAGAAAUCAGGAAAAUGAUAAUUUAUUAAACGCUGGCUGCUGUUCUGAUAAUAACACCACUUAUCGACUCAGUUACUUCGGCUCCGAAGGCGGCAAGCGAGAUCCCAUUCGACAACCUAACAACAUCCUCUUUUCGCCUUGUCCUGCAGCUUAUGAUACCGUUAAUCGAAUGAGUUUCUUGGGAAAUUGGUGCGUGAAACCAGAAACAGCGAUUACACCAUGUAGCAAGCAAAUGUUGGGAGGAGGACCUAUGCAGGAGGUGACUACUCAAAAACACGAUUACACGUGGAAGAAUAUACCAGUAGAACAGGAGAUUCGUCCCGAAAACAACCUUAUCACUGCGAAUGCCUGCAUGGAUUGUUGCACGACUCACAGGCUGUCUUAUAUACCCAAUUGCAAAUCGUUGACACCCGUUCAAUCGUACGCUCCAAUACGCAGAUACAGUUCACCAAGCGUUCCAAUGUUAGCGGAUACUACCAUGCAACUGAGCUAUCAGCCGGUAGAUGUUGCAAGUCCAGUGGAAAAACCAUGGAGCGACAGGCCCUCUUACUAUCCUCCCGUGACUCCAAUGGAGGAUAAUACGACGUACAACAACAGUUACAUUCCACCUGGUACAUUGGUCCCACAAUGCACAUGUUAAUGAAUCAUCUUCCACGACGUUGCAACUCGACGAAACAGGUUUGUCUUCCUGAUUUUCUAUCUUCCUUCAACUCUCGCGACUUAUUUCGAAGGUCC